Molecule: messenger RNA, 3302 nt
Organism: Beta vulgaris subsp. vulgaris (sugar beet)
Lineage: Eukaryota; Viridiplantae; Streptophyta; Magnoliopsida; Caryophyllales; Amaranthaceae
Product: BTB/POZ domain-containing protein FBL11
Exons: 20
Coding region: 184-3123 (979 amino acids)
Biological process (GO): SCF-dependent proteasomal ubiquitin-dependent protein catabolic process
Cellular component (GO): SCF ubiquitin ligase complex
Molecular function (GO): protein binding
Source: RefSeq, a predicted model, not a curated record
AGUAGGGACAUGGGGUACAGCGGUACCCGAAAUCAAAGCGUGAACUGUUUUUCUCACUGACACUGACACUCACCCUCCUCGGCUCCGCCUCUGCCCACAUCCGCCCACCGUACACCGCCGAUCAUGCUCCUCUGCCUCUACUGCCAGUAGUCCAGUCCCAUAAAAAACGCAAAGCAGCAGAAAAUGGCAGCCAAUGUUACUGUCGACGACGAAGAAGAUGAUUGCAUAGUCAUUGAAUGCAGAGACCCUAAUCUCAUCGAACAGCCACCAGAUACCGUAGCUCCACCUGAAAUCUUUAUUUCAACGGCUGAGAUUUCGUCCUGGGACUUGCCUUCUAUCCUCACCUAUCAAAUUGUUAAAAUCAAGAUCAAUCGUACUAGGUUGAUUGAGCAGUCUUCUUAUUUCCAGAGCCUACUUGGUGGAAGUUUUAGUGAAUCAUCAUCGUUGUGUGUUUCCAUCCACUGGAGGCUUGAGACAUUUCUACAUAUAUUGAGGUUCAUACAUGGAUGCCACGUGGAAGUUACAAUAUGUAGUUUUCUUCCUCUCUGUCAUGCUGCACUGUACUUUGGAUUGGAAGGGCUUGUCUUUAAGUGUAGAACUUGGUUCUCUGAUAUUAUAAUGAUGGAAAGGCUUUCUUCUCAACUAGAGCUGGAUGAAAUGAUUCAUUUUUGGGAAUUUGGCUUGGAGCACGCAAUUGAUUGGAUCUCAGGACUAUGUAUAAGCUAUGUUGCCAGGAACUUUAUGUGGGCUUUGUCUAGUGUCACAUUUGUUGACCUUCCAUAUCAGCUCCUUGUUUCUUGUGUAAAGCACCCUGAUCUGACAGUAGAAAGUGAAAGGCAUCUCUGUGAAGCAUUACUAGCUUGGUUUUGCGCAAACAUGGAACCACUGGAACAAACAGGAAGUGCUGAAGAUGGUGGGAGUGACAAAUCCAAGCACAUUGCCACACAUGCUUGGACUAGCAUUUUUGAGGAGCAGAUACACAUCAACCUUUUACCACUCUGGUUCAUUAUGGGGAAAUCUAGGUGUCGCUAUUUUUCAGUAAUGGCACAGUCAGGCGUUGCUGGAAUAAAUUACUGGUUGAAGAGACUGUCCAAGCAUUCAAAUUAUGUUGUUGAGGCCACUGACUGGAGUUAUAUGAGAAUUAGAUUGACAGAUUAUUCAAAGAAGCUUGACCUUUCUGGAUGCUCUCAAAUGACCUCCUCAGUUUUACUACUUUCCUUGCUUCAUGAAACAUCUUCUGUGGGUCCCUUAUUGUUGGAGGGUAUUGGACGGAGAUCCAUUGAUCUUGAAUGUCCAAAGUGGCUUUCGGUUUUGCCUACUCUUUCUUUCAAAAGAAUGGUGGAAGUUGAUAUAUCCAAGUGUCCUCUGCUGCAUCUUGGUGCUGCAAUGGAAUGCUUUCGGAAGUCAUUUCCAUUUUUGAGGACGGUAAAAAUGGCUUACUUUUUGGAUUUUGAAACAAAAAGGUUGCACCAGCUAAUAGAGAACAACUCUUCAGUCUAUGAAGUUGACUUGACUGUUGAUGUUAGUCCACUUAUACCUUCAAAUAUAUCUGUUUUGUAUUCUGGAUGUCUAAGUAGGCCUGGACUAAAAAAAUAUUUCGAUAUGUCAUCAUGCUGUGGAAGAGGACCAACUGUAUCAAAUAUUACAAAACUUACAUUGGAAGGGCGAAGUGAUUUCUCAGAUCUGGAGCUCAAUGAUAUUGCAGAAUUUUGCGUCUACUUGUGUUAUUUGAACAUUAGAGGUUGCUUAUCAGUGACAGAUAACGGCAUUGCAAAUCUUAUACUGAGAUGCAGCAAGUUACAUUCAAUUAUAGCUACUGAUACCUCAUUUGGAAGAAAUUCAGCUUCGUCUCUUUGCUCCAAAGUUCUGGAUAGUGGACAACCUCAAAUGGGCUUAGAUAAGGAACAUAUUGAGCUAUCAGAUAUUAAUCUACAAGUCCUGCAUAUAGGUGGUUGUAAAGGUGUUAGUGAAACAAGCCUUACCGAAAUUUUGUCUCGGGGACGAAUGCUCAAGAAUCUUUGCUUGAGGAAUACAUUCCUUGUUGACCAUGCACUGUACAGAUUUCCUGGAUCCUCGUUGGAGAUUCUUGAUGUUUCUAACACAAUGGUUUCAAGAGAUGCUUUGUCGCAUAUGCUUAUAAAAAAUCCGGACCUGAGAUAUCUGGAAGCAAAGGGAUGCAAACAGUUAUGUACAAACAAUAUCAAGCAUGAAGAGGAUUCGUUGUAUAUGAAUCCUUGUGAUAAGCUGUUUCAUGUGUCGGGACUAGAAUGCAAGUUAGAAGAGCUUGCAAUUGGAUGGGGAUUUUCUUUUUUCUCUCUCCAUUCUAUAGGACCUGUCAUGACGUCUUUAAAAACAAUAAAUGUCGGCCUAGGUGGAUCAUUAGGUCCAGAAGGGCUGACUCUGCUGUGCACUCUAUGUCCAUUGUUGGAAUCUAUCACCAUUCUGUUUCAGGUAAUAUCUGAUGCUGUCAUCACGAAUCUGUUGGGAACGUUGAGAAACUUGCGGGCUUUGUCUGUCUGCUAUUGUAUUGGAGAUAUAUCUCCAAUGAGUUUAAAGUACAGUGUUCCAAAUAUAAGAAAAUUGAAACUGGAAAGGGUGACACCUUGGAUGACCAAUGAUGACUUGGCUUUGUUGACACAGAAUUGUGCAAAUGUAACCGAAUUUUCAUUGGUAGGCUGCAUGCAUCUUGGUGUAGAUUCACAACAGAUCAUCUCAUCUGGUUGGCCAGGCUUGAUUUCGCUUCAUCUAGAGGACUGUGGAACACUGACAGCAAAUGGGACUGGCUUUCUUUUUGACUGCAAGGCCAUGGAACACCUCCUGCUCCGCCAUAAUGGCCCUGGAAUCCAGAAAAACUUUAUACUUGAUGCCGCUUCGAGACUGCCAAUGCUUCGAAGCAUAUCAUUAGAUUGGUGUGAUGCAAGUGAAGACGACUUUGACCUUCCAAAUUUUGCUGACAAAUACUCAUUGAGCAAUGUGAAAAUCUCAAGGUGCAAGCUCCGGAAGUGCAUAUUAGACUUUCAGAAUGUGGAGGUUCAGAAGAGGCCAGUGCACAAGGAGACCCUAGUACUUGUGUGGAACAGUACCAGCCUCCAGAGGACAGUUGUGAAAGAGAGAAUUACAUAGUUAUACUUGUUUGUAUAUCCAGAAGAAGAAUCUGCACUGGAAUAUGAAUUUUCCAGUCGUCGUGGUAGAUGAGAUGAAUAAGAAGGAACGCUUCGUGUUCAAGAUACGAUGAUGAGCAUGGGCUUGUAUUACAGGAUCGCUAUCAUCCUUGCUCCAAAUUAAUACAGCUGUUUAUGAUU